ACUCUCAGUCCCGCUGUGAACGCAGGAACGAACACUACGGAUGUUUCACCCUCCCUGUACAAACGGUGCGUUGGAGACGUUGACGUGAGUCGUGACACCGGCCGUCAUCGUUGUCGGCGUCGUCGUGGUCAUCCACCGGACGCCUCUAACCGACCCGGCGAUCGUUUCCGAGAACUGGUGCUACGCGCGACUACGUUCGAGUAUACGAAAACGGGUUCUCCGACGGGAAACGGUAAUCGAAAUUCCCGCAGCCAGUGAGGAAGUCCACAAAGAGGAUAGAAACUUUGCCGAGUGAACACGCGUGAUUUUCGAGCGAACCUUCGUCGGGGAUCGAGGAACCUAAGUGAGCGGAUCGCAGGUGUCCGUUCAAGGAUACUUGUCCUGGGGCUAACGCAGGAAUUUAGAACGCGUACGGACGGUGAACGUUUUAGCAGUGAACUCGAGCAGUGUCUUUGCUUAGAGACAGUGUCAGUCAGUGAUUGCGAAGUGCGCGGCGUUUACCGUGCUGCAAACAGUCAUCCCCUAACCUUGGGGCUGUCGCGCGAGAGAGACAUGUCCGCGCGUCUGCGUGCCUGGUGAUAAUAACACUCUGGUAGAGUAUAUACCAUAGUCGAUCACGAUGAUGAACGCUUUCCUGGACGGUGUGUCCUCGCACCCACACCACCUGGCCAACCUGGGUAUUAAACUGUCGCCCGGUGGCGGUGGUGCUGCGGGAGGAUCCACGGAUGCCGGGGCUGGCGUUCAACCGGCGCCCGGCGAGGCACCGUCACAACAGCAUCACCAUUUUCACCCCCAAGGAUACCCGCCUCAUCAUCCCCAUCCAGCGUCGCACAUGGCGCCGCACAUGGGCCACCACAUGAGCCAUCAUCCCGGGUACGCGGCUAGAGAUUUCCUCCUACGACGGGAGCACGAGUUCAACGCGACAGCGAACCCUACCACCCCCGAGAGCGGAUUGGGACUCUUCACCCCGUUGCACCACGAUGGAACAGCGGCCACCAUGCAACAGUUCCCUCAUCAUCCGAGCCAGCACCCGCUUGCCGCGAGUCACUAUCCCGGACACUACCCCCAGGACUCUAGAUUACCACCCCAUCACCAAUAUCUUGGAGCACCGCACCUAACGCCAGCUUCCAUCCACCACCAGCAGCAUCCAGCAGUUAGCCAUCCGAGCCACCACCCCCACGGCGCGUUCCUCAGGUACAUGAGAAGCAACGGAGCCGCCAGUGGAGGUGGCAACGGUGGCGGCGUCGCCGGCGGACAACGCCAGGAGAUGUCCUGUAUGUGGGUUGAUCAGGAUGCCCCAGGUCCCGGAAGGAAGCUGUGCGGCAAACUCUUUAACUCCCUCCAUGAUAUUGUGACGCACCUUACCGUAGAACACGUGGGCGGACCCGAGUGCACCACGCACGCGUGCUUCUGGCAAGGGUGCUCGCGGAACGGCAGGGCGUUCAAGGCCAAAUACAAGCUCGUCAAUCACAUCAGGGUGCACACCGGCGAGAAACCGUUCCCGUGCCCGUUCCCUGGAUGCGGCAAGGUGUUCGCUAGGUCCGAGAACCUUAAGAUUCACAAGAGGACGCAUACCGGAGAGAAGCCGUUCAAGUGCGAGUACUCCGGCUGCGAGAGGCGGUUCGCGAACAGCAGCGACCGCAAGAAGCACAGUCACGUCCACACGUCGGACAAGCCGUACAAUUGUCGGGUUUCCGGCUGUGACAAGUCCUACACCCAUCCCAGCUCGUUGCGCAAGCAUAUGAAGGUGCACGGCAUGACCCUGGGCGAGGGCAAGAUAGGAGGGGGCUACGAGAGCGAGGGUGAAGAGAGCAGCAGCAGCGGGGGUAGCUUGUCGGUGACCGGGCACACGGAGUCCCCGCAGCCGCCUCCAGUCGUGCCGACGACGACCACGGCCAAUCCACCGUCGAGCCAUCCGUCGACUCGCGGUCCCGAGCUGACGGAGUGGUACGUCUGCCAGCCGCCGACCGUCGGUCCCCAGCACAGUCCUCUGCCGGGGCCUCCGCCGCCCCAUCACCUAGGACCCCAUCACUUCAAUCCGCUGAUGCAUCACCAAGCGACCGCCUACUAGUCCCCGAACUAGUCGACCCUAGGGGAGAGAGAUGAUUCCGCGUACGAUGAUAGUUCGCGUCGGGUAAGGAACUGUGAUCUAGGAGCAAGAGGAGCUAAUGUUCGGGACAAUCACCCGGCUUCGAUGACUCGGCUGCGACGACCGGCGGCAACGUGUUCUCCGUACUUCUGUGGGACGGUGAUUUCCACUGGAACACACCCUGAGAAGAUUGAUCUGAAGAGUUCUUUAAUCGCUGGAGGAUUGGAUAUUAAAGAUCGAAGAUCAACAGGCUGCCAAGAGAAGAACAAGAAGAGGAUUGCGCUUCAGUGUAGGACUUCGAGAACUUAGGCACGGUGACAUCCGAUCAGGAACGAACGGGGAAUUAGAGGUUAGGGUACUCGAGCGACCAAAGGUAGACCGGAAUCGAGACUUAAUUAGACUGCGGUUAGUAUAUUUAUUGUUUCACGUUGGAAUUCAGUUGAUUGGUCGACGCUCGGCUUCCGGGGGCGCGAAGCGGGGACGCGGCGGUGGUAUCGAAGCACGGGACACGGGAGAAACCAAAUAAGAAAGUUACCUCGGAUCGAGGCGGCGCGCCGGGGCGGCGGGACUGUAAAUACGAUUAACGUAGAUCAUCAUCGUGCCGCGAUUUUCGGAAAAAAUCGCAACGGGCCGCGACCUCGCGUUUCUUUCUCGAUCCUCUCGCUGCCGGUCGCGUUUGAACCGAUCGCGCACCGACCGCUCGUUAAUCGUUCCUCCGGGGCCGGCCACGACCGAUCUAGGCUCGCGUCUCGCUUGCUGCAGCGGAUCCGAUUCGAAGCGUGAAACGACCGGCCGGCGAGCGGCCGAGGAAACGCGAUCGGCUUCCGCGCGCGGGGAUGAUCGAGGUUGGGUUACACGCACGACGAGGCGUCAUUGUAAAUAUAAUUAAUAGGCGAUGUUAUCGAAGCGGUGAAUUAAAGGGUUGCCGGGGAACGUCCGGGGGAAAAGGAGACGUUCCGCGUUUGUAAGAUAUGAAUUACGGAUUUCUUUCUGAUGUGUGAUAUCCUGUAAAUAAGAGAGAAAAAAGAAAAGAAAGAAGGGAGAGAGAAAGAGAGAGAAAGAGAGAGAGAGAGAGAAUGUAUGUGUGUGCGUCUGCGUGUGGAUGAAAGAGAGAAAGAGAAAGAGAGUGAUAGGGUGGGACAGACCACGGCGAUUCUAACAUUAUUGUAAUAAUUAUUAUUUCCGUUGUGUAUAAUGCUUGGGGUUGCCGGAGGAGCGUAGACGGCUCCCGAUCCACGAGACCAUGCCUGUAUCAUAUUAUAAUAUUUGUUUUGCAAAAAAGAUCCCGAAAUAUAUU
Nomia melanderi (Alkali bee) is the source of this 3386-nucleotide messenger RNA. RefSeq lists its product as uncharacterized. Lineage: Eukaryota; Metazoa; Arthropoda; Insecta; Hymenoptera; Halictidae. Gene Ontology annotation, biological process: regulation of transcription by RNA polymerase II. The record is from RefSeq and is a predicted model, not a curated record. Gene Ontology annotation, molecular function: RNA polymerase II cis-regulatory region sequence-specific DNA binding; DNA-binding transcription factor activity, RNA polymerase II-specific. Gene Ontology annotation, cellular component: nucleus.